Messenger RNA from Purpureocillium takamizusanense, 1296 nucleotides. RefSeq lists its product as uncharacterized. NCBI's taxonomy places the organism in Eukaryota, Fungi, Ascomycota, Sordariomycetes, Hypocreales, Ophiocordycipitaceae. Gene Ontology annotation, molecular function: UDP-glycosyltransferase activity. Bases 1 to 1296 code for a protein of 431 amino acids. The record is from RefSeq and is a predicted model, not a curated record. The transcript has a single exon.
AUGCGGAUCCUGCUGCACUCCCACUUUCCCGCAGGGCACGCAUAUCCCAUGCAGGCCGUCGCCCAGGCCCUCGUGUCGCGCGGCCACGACGUCGUCUGGCUCACCUCGGCCGGCAACGAGGCGCGCGUCCGCGCAACCGGCGCAGCCUUCGCCCCGACGCGCGCCCUCGCCAGCCUCGACGAGCCGCUGAUGAAACGAGACGCGACGGGUCUCUUCGACGCCCCCGGGAGCCAGCUUCGCGGACGGCUGGCGGCGCAGGUGGCCGACUACCGCGCGGUGCUGGCCGAGUUUCGCGCAGACGUCUUGCUCGUCGACGUCUUCCCCAAUGGCGCGCGCGCGCUGUACGACCUGGGCGAGAUUCCCGUCUAUGCCACUCUGGGCGUCAUUCCGCUGUAUGCUUCGACGGCAGCGUCGCCCGUGGCGGCGUCUGGCCAGCCGCCACCAACAUCCUGGCUGGGCUUGCUGGCAAAUGCCGUCCUCCAUGCGCUGCAUCGAUGGGCUGUGCUUCCGUGGUCUGUCGUCUCGGUCAUCGACCAGCAACGGGCUGGAGUAGGCCUUUGCGGACUGCGGUACGCCGAGCCGCCCGAGUUCCUCAGCUACAGUCCGCACCUACACAUCCAGGCAUCGUCACCGCGGCUCGAGUUCUUCCAGAGCGCCGGUUCGCCGCAGCACCGGCGCAACACAAUGUACGUCGGCCCGCUCGUCACCAAAAGUGCACUGGACACUACCAAUCUUCCGUCGUGGUGGCCCGAGGUCGUGGCCCAUGGCCGUGUUGUUGGCGUCACGCAGGGGACGUUGGCCAUGGACCCAACCUCGCUCAUCCUUCCGGCAAUCGUGGCUUUGCGAGACGAUCCGAGCAUUUUGCUCGUUGUGGUGUCGCCGCACGUCAAAGACAUCGAGGCGCGAGUCGGGCGACCCGACAAUGUUCGCUUCGCGACCUGGAUGCCAUACAGUAUGCUCUUGCCCCAGCUGUCUCUGCUCAUCACCAACGGCGGCUACGGCAGCAUCACGCAAGCGAUAUCACACAAGGUCCCGCUGCUUUGCGCCGGGCAGUCGGAGGACAAGAGGGACACGGCGGCGCGGGUCGUCUGGGCCGGGGUCGGCAUUGAUCUCAAGACGGACAGCCCGACGCCCGAGCGCGUGAGAGCGGCAACGCGCCAGAUCCUCGACGACAGUGGAUACCGAGGUAGGGUAUGCGCCGUGGGUGAUGAGCUCAACGGUCUAGGGGGAGCUGAAACUGCAUGUGAGCACCUCGAAGCUCUGGCCAGGGGCUCUACGCCACGUGUUUUGCGGUAA